This is a messenger RNA of Ixodes scapularis (black-legged tick), 1433 nucleotides long. RefSeq lists its product as uncharacterized. The coding region runs from base 1 to 921 and encodes 306 amino acids. The record is from RefSeq and is a predicted model, not a curated record. NCBI's taxonomy places the organism in Eukaryota, Metazoa, Arthropoda, Arachnida, Ixodida, Ixodidae. The transcript has a single exon.
AUGGGCAAGUGUUCUGGAAUGACAAAAAAUGUAAUGAAGUCAAUGAACGACGUAGAAAUUUCCGAAUGGCAAUGCAACACCUGCAGGUUGCAUUCCCAACGACAGUCUGCGACUCCCGAGGCAUCUCAAGGGGCGUCAGAGCUGACCCCAAAUGAGGAAAAACUUGAGAGGUUACUCAAACAAAAUGAAUCUAUCAGUGCAAAGUUGACCUCCGUCCUUAAUAGGAUGUCUUGCAUUGAGAGGUCUCUCGAGGCGCAGACUGCGAGGUCCGACGCGAUGAUGCUCAAAAUAGAAAAUCAGAGUAAAACAAUAGUGGGAAUCGAGGCAGCCAUGAAUGAUCUGACAGCAAGGUAUGAGGAAUUGAACGUUCAUUUGGAUAACCAAGACAAAACAAUAAAUGAACUACAGCGGAAAAUCGGUGAACUAGAGGGAAGGAUUUCACAAAGGGAUGAAGAGGUUGGUGAACUAAGAAAGGCUAUCGACAAUGCAGAGCUGUACUCUAGACGGCAGAAUAUUGAAAUCCAUGGUAUUGUCCAACGACCGAAUGAAGAUGUUAUGAGCGUAAUCAACACAGUGGCAACGAAGCUGGACCUAGCACCAGUGACUUCGAACGACAUCGAGGCUGCCCACAGGCUAAAAGUUAAAGAAGGAAGAAUCACACCUAUAUUGGUGAGAUUCACCGAGAGGCGUACACGGGACUUGUGGGUGAGAAAAAGAACUACUCUUAGAAAUGAGAACAUCUUUAUAAAUGAAAACUUGACUAGAGCGCUGAAAAGUUUGUUGUGGUCCACCAAGGCACGUGCGAAGGAAAAAGGAUACAUGUAUACUUGGAUGAAGAACGGAAAGAUAUUCGUAAGGCAGAAGGAGGGAGCGGCAGUGAUUCAGAUUGAGAGCGAACGGGACUUAAUCAAAAUUAGGUAACCAUGGAAUCGCUUUUUGAAUCGUUCCGUGAGUGGGACGGAUAUACGAAAAGUUCCAGAGCGGAGGGAAGUAACGCUGACACUAAACUAAGCUUAAUUCAUGUAAAUGUUAGGAGUAUUUACAGACAUUGGGAUCAAUUAAUGUUAAUUUUAUCUACGCAACUACCAAGUUUGGAUGUGCUUAUUUUGAGUGAGGUCAGUGCUGAUGAGGCAGGUUGUGCUACAUUUUCCUUGCCAGGCUUUCAUUUUUUCUGCUUGUGCCGAGAACAAAGGAAAGGUGGCGGAGUUAUGAUGUACAUAAAUGACAAAUGCUUAUCAGAAAAAAUAGAUGUUUCAUUUGUACAAGCAGAAGUGUGUGCUGCUAUUGUUCACAAAAUGAAUUUUUCUUAUGUUGUGUGUGCUGUAUACAGGCCACCCAGUUCAAAUAUACCUAUAUUCUGUGAUGAAUUGGAACAAUUCCUUCAAAAAUUUAAUAACAACAAAUACCUAGUUCUGGCAGGAGACUUCAAUAUU